This is a messenger RNA of Dujonia railenensis, 1602 nucleotides long. The record is from the annotation of a GenBank genome assembly. Lineage: Eukaryota; Fungi; Ascomycota; Pichiomycetes; Serinales; Debaryomycetaceae.
AUGUGGAAAGAAAAUUUAUCUAAGGAAUUCGGCCAAUUCCCAAGACCAGACGUCACUUUCACGUAUGGAACGGCUGGGUUUAGAACAAAGGCAGAUAUUCUUGACUAUGUCAACUUCACAGUAGGUAUAUUAGCGUCAAUUCGUUCCAAAUUUCUUCUUGGUAAGACCGUUGGUAUUAUGGUAACCGCAUCCCACAAUCCACCUCCCGAUAAUGGUGUAAAGGUUGUCGAUCCAAACGGGAACAUGUUGGAAUCAAGCUGGGAAGAAUAUGCAACAAGAUUAGCGAACGCUAGUCAUGAACAGUUGGAGUCAAUUAUCGAGCAAUUAGCCCAAGAGUUGAAAAUCGACUUGGAAAGUAGUUCCAGUGCUGUAGUAAUCGCUAGAGACUCUCGUGAGUCUUCUCCUAGAUUAAGUAAAGCCUCUCUUGUAGGUGCAAGUGUCUUCGGUGGUGAAGUGAAAGAUUUCGGGUUAUUCACCACUCCUCAAUUGCACUACGUUACCAGGGCGAUAAAUGAUCCCUCAUUUGGAGAACCCACUGCUAAGGGUUAUUACGAAAAGAUGUCGAAAUCAUUCAAGUCUAUUUAUGGCCAAUGUGGUGGUGAAGAUGACCAGAGUAUCUCGAUUACCAUUGAUGCCGCCAAUGGAGUUGGUGCACCAAUUACGGAUGAAUUUUUCGGUAAUUAUCUUGGCCAAUUCAUCUCUUUUAAGCUUGUAAACUCAGACUAUAAGACACCAUCCUCAUUGAAUUGGGACUGUGGAGCUGACUUUGUUAAGACAAACCAAAAGCUCCCUAAAAACGUAGAAACACCAGAGGCAGACAAAUUGAAUGCAUCUUACGAUGGAGAUGCUGAUCGUUUGAUUUGUUAUUAUGUUUCGAAGGAAGAUAAUAAAUUCCAUCUUCUUGAUGGUGACAAGCAGGCGACUUUGCUUGCUUUAUUCUUCCAACAAAUCUUCCAGCACUUGCCUGGCCUUGACUUGAACAUUGGAAUAGUACAAACCGCAUAUGCUAAUGGCUCAUCUACAAAGUAUGUUGAAGAUGUAUUGAAGCUUCCUGUUACUUUCACCAACACUGGUGUCAAACACUUACAUCACGCUGCAAUUGAAUACGACAUUGGUGUAUACUUUGAAGCUAAUGGCCACGGAACUGUCGUUUUUGAUCCGGAAGCUGAAAGAAAGAUAUUUGCUUACAAAGGAACCAGUGAUGUGGAAAAACGUUCUAUUUCUAUUUUACAGGAGUUCACGUCUCUUAUCAAUCAAACAGUUGGUGAUGCAAUUUCUGAUUUGCUUGCACUUUUGAUAGUUUGCAAAUACUUGAAGUUUUCUCCUUCUGAUUGGGACAAAUCUUACACUGACCUUCCUAAUCGUUUAAUUAAAGUCAUCGUACCUGAUAGACUGAUCUUCAAAACCACCAAUGCGGAAAGAACAUUGGUUGAACCAAGUGGGUUACAGGAAAAGAUUGAUACUUUGGUGAAAAGGUUCAAGAAUGGAAGAUCUUUCGUUAGAGCUUCCGGUACUGAGGAUGCUGUCAGAGUCUAUGCAGAGGCUGAUACCUUGGAAAACACAGAAGAGUUAGUAAAAUUGGUUGGAGAAUUGGUCAAAUGA